GCUCGUCCGCGUGUGUGUGUGUGUGUGUGUGUGUGUGUGUGAGCCGCCGUCGCACGACACCAAAACAGUCAUGGCUGCCGUCGGCUUCUGUGGAGACUGGUUCAUCUUCACCUGCGACACCAAACUCGUAGCGGUCCACAGCAAACAGAGCAGAGAACCGUUUGUGUUCGACUGCAGCGCUGCUGAGAAGAGACCGAAGAACACGAAGGAUGAAAACAACAGUGAUGGCGGCUCAGAGGAAACAGGAAGUGACAAAGUCCUCGCCUUCACCAUGUCUUCGUCUGGAAAGCUGCUGGCGCUGACUGACGACAACAAACGGCUGGUCCUGCUUCACUGUGAGCCGUCAUGGCGCUGCAUCAGCACCAGGUUCGUGGUGAGGAGAUGCACCUCCCUGAGGUUCAGUCAGGCCGAGGACCAGCUGCUGGCGGCCGACAAAUCCGGAGACGUUUACUCGUUCUCGGUGGUGGAGCCGCAGAAGGAGGGCGAGCUGAAGAUGGGACACCUGUCGAUGCUGCUGGCUGUGACCAUGUCGCCAGACGACAGGUUCAUCAUCACCGCCGACCGCGAUGAGAAGAUCAGAGUGAGUCACCUGAAGUCUCCGUACAACAUCCAGUCCUUCUGCCUGGGACACACACAGUUUGUCAGCGCUCUGCUGGUUCCUCCAGGUCAUCCACACUGGCUGCUGUCAGGAUCAGGGGACGGGACGUUGAAGCUGUGGGAGUUUGAGUCGGGCAGAAAGCUGCAGAGCUGCGACCUCACAGAGGCUGAAGAGACGCCGAGUACUGAGGCCGACGAACAGAAGAAGCCCUCUGUGUGCAGGAUCAGCAGCUCUCCUGAUGCUCGUUAUGUGGCUGUGCAGUGUGAGAGAGUGUCCACGCUUCACUUCUUCACUCUGGACCAGAAGGCUGAAGAGAAGCUGGUCCCACACAGCCGCCUCCUCCUGCCCCACUGCCCCCUGGACGUGACCUUUGACCCCGAGGGUCGGCUGUGGGCGCUGAUGGACUCCAGAGAUUCACCGCUACAGAUCUACUCACACAGAGGAGACUGCUGGGAGUGUGACGCCGACAGUCCUGAACUCUGCAGAGUGACUGAAGCCCUGAAGCCACACGGGGACACACUCGAGGCCUCCUCAAACACCAGCAGCCGCUUCGAGCACCUGUACAAGGUGACCUUCGACAACGUGACGGCGUACCUGCAGAAGAAGCAGCAGAGGCUGCAGGAGCAGCAGCUGAAGAGGACGAAGACGCCGACGGCCAACGGCAACAAGAAGGCAAAGAGGGAGAGUCAGUCGUCCACCUGACGGACGCUGUGACUUCAUUUCCUUUGUGUCUGACGCUUUGAGAGAACCUGAGUUGAUUCUGUUUGAGUUUGAGAGAACAGUGUAAAUGAUUUUUUAUUUUUGGUCUAAAUUUCUGAUUAUUAAAAAAUAAACGUUGCAGCUGACAUGAAACUGA
Molecule: messenger RNA, 1454 nt
Organism: Acanthopagrus latus (yellowfin seabream)
Lineage: Eukaryota; Metazoa; Chordata; Actinopteri; Spariformes; Sparidae
Gene: wdr4
Product: WD repeat domain 4
Exons: 11
Coding region: 71-1300 (409 amino acids)
Biological process (GO): RNA (guanine-N7)-methylation
Cellular component (GO): nucleus; tRNA methyltransferase complex; cytosol
Molecular function (GO): protein binding; tRNA (guanine(46)-N7)-methyltransferase activity
Source: RefSeq, a predicted model, not a curated record